AUGCCCUCUCCUGUGACAACCCACACAGGGGAGAGACCUUUUGAAUGCUCAGAGUGUGGAAAGAGAUUCAAUCAGAGUGGCCAUCUUCAACGUCAUCAGAGAACCCACACAGGGGAGAAACCUUUUGAGUGCUCAGAGUGUGGAAAGAAAUUCAGUGAGAGUGGCAGUCUUCAACUUCAUCAGAGAACCCACACAGGGGAGAGACCUUUUGAAUGCUUAGAGUGUGGAAAGAAAUUCAGUGAGAGUGGCAGUCUUCAACUUCAUCAGAGAACCCACACAGGGGAGAAACCUUUUGAAUGCUCAGAGUGUGGAAAGAGAUUCAGUCGGAGUGGCUAUCUUCAACGUCAUCAGAGAACCCACACAGGGGAGAAACCUUUUGAAUGCUCAGAGUGUGGAAAGAGAUUCAGUCGGAGUGGCCAUCUUCAAAGUCAUCAGAGAACCCACACGGGGGAUAAACCUUUUGAAUGCUCAGAGUGUGGAAGGAGAUUCAGUCAGAGUAACAGUCUUCAACGUCAUCAGAGAACCCACACAGGGGAGAAACCUUUUGAAUGCUCAGAGUGUGGAACAAAAUUCAGUCAGAGUGGCAGUCUUCAGCUUCAUCAGAGAACCCACAGAGAGGAGAAACCUUUUAAAUGCUUAGAGUGUGGAAAGAAAUUCAGUUUGAGUGGCACUCUUCAACGUCAUCAGAGAACCCACACAGGGGAGAAACCUUUUGAAUGCUCAGAGUGUGGAACAAAAUUCAGUCAGAGUGGCAGUCUUCAGCUUCAUCAGAGAACCCACACAGGGGAGAAACCUUUUGAAUGCUCAGAGUGUGGAAAGAGAUUCAGUCGGAGUGGCAGUCUUCAAUAUCAUCAGAGAACCCACACAGGGGAGAGACCUUUUGAAUGCUCAGAGUGUGGAAAGAGAUUCAGUGGGUGUGGCACUCUUCAACGUCAUCAGAGAACCCACACAGGGGAUAAACCUUUUGAAUGCUCAGAGUGUGGAAAGAGAUUCAGUGGGAGUGGCACUCUUCAACGUCAUCAGAGAACCCACACAGGGGAUAAACCUUUUGAAUGCUCAGAGUGUGGAAAGAGAUUCAGUCAGAGCAGCAGUCUUCAACUUCAUCAGAGAACCCACACAGAGGAGAAACCUUUUAAAUGCUUAGAGUGUGGAAAGAAAUUCAGUUUGAGUGGCAAUCUUCAACGUCAUCAGAGAACCCACACAGGGGAGAAACCUUUUGAAUGCUCAGAGUGUGGAAAGAGAUUCAGUCAGAGGAGGAGUCUUGAACAGCAUCAGAGAAGACACAGAAGGGGGAAUCGUUAG
Heteronotia binoei (common prickly gecko) is the source of this 1302-nucleotide messenger RNA. Its product is annotated as zinc finger protein 135-like. Bases 1 to 1302 code for a protein of 433 amino acids. Gene Ontology annotation, cellular component: nucleus. Gene Ontology annotation, molecular function: RNA polymerase II cis-regulatory region sequence-specific DNA binding; DNA-binding transcription factor activity, RNA polymerase II-specific. The record is from RefSeq and is a predicted model, not a curated record. The transcript is spliced from 2 exons. Gene Ontology annotation, biological process: regulation of transcription by RNA polymerase II; central nervous system development. Lineage: Eukaryota; Metazoa; Chordata; Lepidosauria; Squamata; Gekkonidae.